Microstroma glucosiphilum is the source of this 1374-nucleotide messenger RNA. RefSeq names its product YebC-like protein. The coding region runs from base 47 to 1093 and encodes 348 amino acids. Gene Ontology annotation, cellular component: mitochondrion. The transcript has 2 exons. Lineage: Eukaryota; Fungi; Basidiomycota; Exobasidiomycetes; Microstromatales; Microstromataceae. The record is from RefSeq and is a predicted model, not a curated record.
CCACCCUGGUAUCCUUGCCACCCAUUCGGUACAAGCUAGCAACAACAUGGCGUGCUUCCCUCGCUGCGCUGUUGCCGGCCCUUCAAGGUGGCAGGCGACUGUUAGCUCACGGCAGGUCAAAAGCCCUGUCUCCCUGCUGCCACCUCUGCUCCGCCCGUCAACUUCCUGCUCCUCACCUUCCUCACACCGGUCCUUCAGUUGCACCCCUCCGCACCCCUCUGGCUCCAAUCGCUGGAGCAAGAUCCGUCACAAGAAGGCCAUUCAAGACUCUGCCCGCUCCAACGUCUUCGGUCGCCUCACACGGGACCUCGUCGCUGCCAUUCGAUCUGGCGGGCCCCACCCAGAGAGCAACACCCGUCUAGCUGUCGCGCUGAAGAAGGCAAAGGAGCUCAACUUUCCCAAGGACCGACUGGAGAAUACCUUUGCCAAAGCAGACAAGAGUGGUGAGACACUUACUGCCGUGACGUACGAGGCGCUAGGCCCACCGAGCGCCCAAGGUGGUGCAGCAGUCGCAUUGAUCAUCGAAUGCUCGACGGAUUCUCCCGGACGGACGCACGCCAAAGUCAAGGAAAUCUUCAACAAGUCUGCCUCUUCCAACUAUCGACUCUCCUCUGUUGGUCAUCUCUUCCAGAAGAGGGGAGUAAUACGACUCGCGCUUGCUAGUGGAGAGGCAGGGAAGUUUGAUGAGGUCUUUGAAGUGGCAUUGGAGAAUGGGGCGGAGGAGGUGAGCGAGGUAGAGGCGGAGAACGAGGCGCAGGGGAAGAUUGUUCAGGAAGGAGGGAGUAUCGUUGAGAUUCUCUGCGAGCCUUCGCAGAUCGAUCCCAUAUCCUCGAAGCUCACCUCGUACAAUCUCCUAGAGGCCGAGCAGCGCACCCUCCCCUCAGGCCCUUGGCUACGUAUACGCGACGAGGAAGGCCCUGAAGAUGGCGCAGAAGGAGGGGCUCAACAGGAGCAAGGGGCCGACGCAUUGUCGGAGGACACUGCCGGAUGGGUCGACGAGGAGGCAGUGGCCAAGCUGGAUCGGCUGGCUUCGGCGCUGGAGGAAGAGGCGGACUGCACAAGAAUCUGGAGCAAUCUGUACGGCUGGCCGUAACAAUACCAUCACUUCAUGACGUGACAUCGCUGUGUGGGGUCCUCCCAUCUACAAAGAGAGCUCGAUCGAUACCUAGUGAAAGGUCAGGCAGGCAGCUAGGUAUUUCAUGCACAGCAGAUCCGGAUAUACAAAGAGAGGGAGACCUGAGGGCGAACAUGACAAGAGUGACAACAGAGAAGGGAAGAAAUGGAAAGGUAGUGGAAAGAUGGGGUCGAGCUGGUGACGUAGUAGGAGAAAGCCUACCGGCGGAUACGAAAGAGGCGCGGGCCUUCCCCAUUCAG